AAGUGAAUCAAAAGUAUGUUUAUAAAAAAAAAAAAAAAAAAAAGUCAUUGAAUCAUAUUAACAUUUUUUUUUCUUUAGUGCGGUGAUUAUAUGGAACAAGGGUCCAGAUAACUCUCCUAUCAAUAUUGGUCUUGUUGCUGGAGCUGAUGCAUCUUUAUCUUCUAACAGUAUUGUGAUUGCUGAAAACGUCAGUGGAUCUCUUGGUACUGUAGUAUAUCCUAUCCCUUCUUCUCUUGCUAACUCUACUGAUGCUUGGCGUGUGGCUAUUUCUCAUGGUUCUGAUCCAAUCAAGUAUUCUGCUCCUUUUUAUAUCACAAGUAAUGCCAAUCAACAAGCUCAACCUUCCUUCACUGCUUCUGCCAACAAUGCCGGUUACUCAGCCGUGGCUAGUAUCAGUAUUUUGGGUCCUAACGGUCAACCACUUCACGUAAGCAGUAGUGAUGCUUCUUCUGUUGGUGCGUUUGUUGUGUCUUAUAUGAUUGUACCUAUCGUCAUUAUCAGUUACAUCUUGAUGUAAAGUUUUUUUUUUUUAUUUAUCAUCAUCUACCCUUAUUGUUUAUUUAUAUGUAUAGUAUAUCAUCAUUUUUACAUAACAUUUUUUAGAUCUUUUUUAUUUUAUUUUAUAUACCAUUCCCUUCAUUAUUCAAAUACGUCUCCCUUAUUCCCUUUUAUUUAGACUUAUAUUAGAUUUCAUUAUUAUUAUUACUUACCUAUUAUUUUUUUUUAUUAAUCAUUAUUUCCUAUUACCUUUGUAAAUGAUACUAUUUUAUCUAUCUUAUCAAAUAAACCAUUGAUCAUUUUUAUUUUGUAUAUUUCCAACAGAGCCUAAAAUUAUUAUCCAAAUUGGGAAGAACGAU
Messenger RNA from Halteromyces radiatus, 857 nucleotides. RefSeq lists its product as uncharacterized. Bases 249 to 431 code for a protein of 60 amino acids. The transcript has a single exon. NCBI's taxonomy places the organism in Eukaryota, Fungi, Mucoromycota, Mucoromycetes, Mucorales, Cunninghamellaceae. The record is from RefSeq and is a predicted model, not a curated record.